Corylus avellana is the source of this 577-nucleotide messenger RNA. The record is from RefSeq and is a predicted model, not a curated record. Lineage: Eukaryota; Viridiplantae; Streptophyta; Magnoliopsida; Fagales; Betulaceae.
UCUUUUCAACCAUCGAUCUACCAAUUCGGUAAAGGUACAAGCCUACAAGCCUACAAGUCAACACACACACACACACACAUCUACAUCUGCUUGGUUCGUUGGGCAGUCCUAUCAACAUACAUUCCCUUUUGUUUGAACUCCCAGAUCACACAUAUAUACCCUGUUAUAUCUCUUGCCUUCCCUAGGCAAUCCUCUAUUUUUCCUUCUAUUUUAUUCUCUCCCACUUUUCUACUCUUCCUCUUCCUCUCCCUUUUACCUCCAUGGGUGGUCGACGUCGCCGGGCGCAAUCCGAAAUCACCAGUUUUGAGUCUGAGGAGGUUAGUAGUAUUGAGUGGGAGAUUAUAAACAUGACUGACCAAGAAGAAGAUCUCAUCUGUAGAAUGUAUAGACUUGUUGGGGAGAGGUGGGAUUUAAUAGCGGGCAGGAUUCCAGGCAGAAAUGCGGAAGAAAUAGAGAGGUUUUGGAUAAUGAGACGCUGGGAAAAGCUCGCCGAUAGAAGAAAAUUGCAUAAGAAAGAGAAUUCCAAAAUCUUUGAUCAUUGAUUUUCAAUUAAUGCUACACAAAAGUUGUUUGUGUC